Molecule: messenger RNA, 963 nt
Organism: Thelazia callipaeda (thelaziosis nematode)
Lineage: Eukaryota; Metazoa; Nematoda; Chromadorea; Rhabditida; Thelaziidae
Source: the annotation of a GenBank genome assembly
AUGAAUGGUCGUGGUAAGGCCAACGGAGCGGUUGACAAUCAAACUUUCACAAAAUUUCUCUUCAAUAGAGAUAAAGGCACCUUGUUAGGUCGAACUGCUAAGUCAUGGGUUGAAAUAUUGGGAUUUUAUUUACUCUUUUAUACAUUACUUAUGUCGUUUUGGAUCAGUUGCCUACUAGUAUUUCUUUCGACAUUGGAUGAUAGAGUACCUCGCUAUUAUGGUAAAGGAACAAUCAUUGGUAUAAAUCCUGGCGUUGGUUAUCAGCCAUGGCUUCUGGAUGAUCCUGAUUCGACCUUGAUUAGGUUCAACAUACGUGAUAAGUCAUCCUAUCAAAAAUACGUUGGUAAAUUGGAGAAUUAUCUUUCAAAGUAUAAUAAUUUAACGGCAACUCGUGUAUGUGUUGGUAAUCAAAGCAAUGCACAGCUUUUCACAGAUGGAAACGCGAACGCUGAGCAUUUACCAGGAGAUGACGUAAUUAAGUCAUGUCGUUUCGAACUAAAACAAUUUGCCGAAGCAGGUUGCAGUAAAAACAACGAUUUCGGUUUUUCUGAGGGUAAACCAUGCAUAAUUUUAACAUUGAACCGACUGAUUGGUUGGAGACCAGUCGAUUACGAGCCUGAUUCAGUGCCUGAGGUGAUUCGGGGACGAUAUAAGCCUAAAUUUGUCACUUUCAAAUGUGAUGGAACGAGCGACUUCGAUAAGGAACAUAUUGGUAAUGUGACGUACAUUCCGGAAGCGGGUAUUGAUGGUAAAUACUAUCCUUAUGCUGUUAUGCCUAACUAUCAGCAGCCUUUCGCUAUGAUAAAGUUUGAUCAUUUGCCACGUAAUAAAUUGGUUUUGAUUGAAUGUCGAGCUUUUGCUCAAAAUGUUGAACAAGAUAUUACAUCGAAAUUGGGAAUGGUUAAUUUUGAAGUGAUGUUGCAAGAUAUUGAACCAGAAAACCCUGUUGAGCAGCUGCGGUAA